AUAAAACCUGGUGGUUGAGCAACAUACACAUCUUCUGAAAUCACUCCGUUUAAGAAAGCACUCUUGACAUCCAUUUGAAAUAGAGGAAAAUUAAAGAAGCAGGCAAAAGCACAUAAUAAGCGAACAGAUUCAAGUCGAGCAACUGGGGCAAAGGUUUCGUCAAAGUCAAUGCCCUCCUCUUGACAGUAUCCUUGGGCAACUAGACGAGAUUUAUUCUUAAUAAUGACCCCAUCCUCAUCUGACUUGUUUUUAUAGACCCACUUAGUUCCUAUAACCGUUACGUUUGGUGGACGGGGAACCAAAUCCCAAACCCGUAGGUGCUCAAACUGAGCAAGUUCGUCUAACAUAGAUAAUCCCCAUUCCUCAUCAUUCAAUGCCUCUUUAUAAUUCUUCGGUUCAAACUGAGCUAUGUAUGCAAAUUGGCCAGGAACAUACUUACCUCGAGUACGACGGCCAUCAGACAGAUUACCUAUGAUCUGACUCUCCGGAUGACGUCUUUGUAUAUGUACUUGAGCUUUGGGAAUGGCUUGUGUGUCAGAUGAUUGCAUUACUUGUGAGGCAGUAGGACUGGAGGAGUGCACAGUGAGUGGAUUAGUUGCAGACAACAUCUCUGAAGUACCCUCGUGAGUAGCACUUAAAGGAGACACCAUUUCUGCAAAAUCAAAAGGAGCAACAGCAUCUUCUCCAAGCUCAAGAGAAGGGUUAGUGUCAUCAAAACGAACAUGAACCGAUUCCUCAACUCUUUUGGACUUCUUAUUGAAUAUACGAUAAGCUUGUCCUUUCACAGAGUAUCCUAGGAAAAUGGCUUCAUCGGACUUAGCGUCAAAUUUUCCGAGAUGUUCUUUAGUAUUUAGAACAAAACACCGACAGCCAAAAGGGUGAAAAUAAGAGAUACUAGGCUGUUUAUUUUUGAAUAGUUCAUAGGGGGUUUUGUUCAAAUGUUUGCGAACUAAAACACGAUUCCCCACAUAGCACGCAGUGCUAACAGCCUCAGCCCAGAAAUGCUUUGGUAACUGAUAUUCAAGCAACAUAGUGCGAGCGCACUCAAUUAGAGUACAAUUCUUGCGUUCCACCACUCCAUUCUGUUGAGGAGUGCGUGGGGCAUAAAAAGUAUGGAGGAUCCCAGUUUGAUUACAGAAGCUUUCAAAUUUGUCUGAGAUAAACUCCCCUCCGUUAUCACUCUUGAUAAUUUCAAUUUUCCCUUCAAACAGCAUAGUAAAAGUUCUAAAUUUGGAAAACGCUUCAUCUUUGUGGGAAAGGAAGUAAACCCAGGUAAAUCGGGAAUAAUCAUCCACAAGGACAAAAGCAUAAUUCUUACCCCCUAAACUGGUUACAUUGCAGGGACCAAAAAGAUAUGAAUCAGUUCAAGGACUGACUUUGAUGUAACCCCUUGUUUAGGUUUAAAACUUUUCUUUGUGUGUUUAGCAGCAACACAUAUCGCUCACCCCUCAUCACUCGAUUGUUCUCUCGUCUUGAUAUCGACCUUUCCUCAUUUCGUACUGUCUCCCCUACUAUUUAUGUGUCUAUCGACCAAAUGCUGGAUGCCCUGGAGAUUGCGAUUGGGGGAGAGGAUCUACCUGCUGCUGCUGCCGCUGCUGUCCUUGAAGUCGAUGAGGCGGAGGAAGAACCUGAAGACUUGGAACCAGAGGAGAAUAUGGUACCUGAGGGAGAGGUUGAACCGGCUUCUGAAGAUUCGUUUCCUGCAGAUCUAGUGGUCCUGUAUGAGACUGAUGAAGAAGUUUUUGGCUCUGAUGAUGAAGAUCGUUUUUGACAUAUCUGUCGUGCCCUGUUUGGCUUGCUGUUGUCCCAGACUUGUUGGUUUUGUUGGUUGUUUUAAGUUUGACUGGAACUUGCUGUCUUGAUAUUAGACCUUGUUUGUUUUUGGAUUUUGCAGUAGUUGUUGGUUUUGGUCUCUGUGAGUUUUGUUUCUGGUGGGUAUCUAUUGUUCUGUUUGGAGUUUGGUGUGCUGCUUGUUAUUUUUGCAGGAAAAGGAUCAAUCGCCAAUCUCUCACUUAGGGGAAGAUUGAUGAACGAAAUAAGAGCUUGGCGAAGGAUUUCUUUUGGUAAGUUUUCAAGUAUCGGGUGAGAAAGGAAGUUCCUCUGUCAAGCAGUAAUUCUGGCGGAAAAUCAGCAACGGCUAGCUUGAUCAUUUCCAACGGAGCUUUGAUCUUCUAUAUAUAUAUUCUAUUUCUCUGUAAAGCUCAUUAAGGUUUUGUAACAAGAAAGGAGAGUGGUAGAGGGCUUGUCUUUUGGGUUACAAAGGGUAUCAACAGUUCAGGGGAAGAGGUUCUUAGCUGUUGAGGGUUUCACAGAUCGGAUUGUGAUUUGUGGUGGCUGUUGGUUUAGAUUUUUCACUUCGUUUCUCUGUUCUCUUUUACUUUUGCUUGAUAGGAAAAAUCUCAAUAAAAAAGAGUCUGCUCUUGUUCUUCGUUUUCUGUUUGCUGGAGUUCCUCUGUUCAUCUGGUUUUUCAACUCUGUUUUUCUGCUAAAGGAAGAAGAGAGACGUUGCUGCUCUCUCUCUCGUGUGGGCUUUAAAUCUCUUUGGGCUAAAAUCAAGAGAGUUCACUGUUGCUUGUGUCUUUUCUUUUAAGUUUUAAGUGUUUUGGGCUUCUGCUUCCUUUGGCCCAAUCCUCUUUAUCUGCUCGGUAUUAUUGUCGAGCAUCAGAGGAGAUUGCCUUCCAUUCAUUUCGUCUUUUCCUCCCUUUGCUUUAGGCUUGGUCAAAAUCCCUAAUUUCAUUUCUAACUCUUUCCAUAGUUACCCCGCUCGAAGGGAUAGAGGAAGCCUGUGUGUAAUAUAUAGUAAGGGAAGGAAGUUCUUUUUCUAACUAAGUAGCUAAGCAGUGCCAUGGGGACUACGAUAGACCGAUGCCAAGCAAAGCAAUGCUAUCCUUCUUGUUCUAAUUAAAAUGCGAGCAACUUCAUUCCUCUCCUUUCUUUAACCAAACCAAUUGAAGUGGAUCACCUAUAAAGAAGAUUGGCCCUCUCAAUAAGAGAAGACGUAAUUUACUUCAAUUUCUGAAUGAAUCCCGGAGUGUAGAACCAUAGUAGCAAUUCUUUUUAUUGGUUCGUUGGUACAUUAGUUUCAUAUGUGUUUGACAAGUCUAUUUGCUUUAUUUGGAGGUCUUAUUGGGUGAAUCACACUAACAAAAAAGUUUCUGUCACAUUCUUUGUCCACGACAGAUUGAGUAGUUUCAACGAUUAUUCCAAUCGUGGUAGAGAAAUUCGCUUGAAUUUGACUUUUUAUGUGUUGGGGUCUUGAGUCCACCAACAUAUUUUGCCAAGCCAAACUUACGUAUCACAAUUUCCAUACUUCUGACCGGUUUGAUGUAAGACUAUUGUUACAAAGUCAUAUUUAACCAACUCAAUAGUGUUGACUAAGUUCAUCUCGGUGUACUCAUAUUGACGAUGUUGGGCGUGACGCACGUUAUUAACUUAUUAUUACCAUGCACAAAACAAAUCAAUAACAUGACAAUAUAAUAAUAUAUAGACGUGAAAUACAGCAACAAAUACAAU
Molecule: messenger RNA, 3513 nt
Organism: Linum trigynum
Lineage: Eukaryota; Viridiplantae; Streptophyta; Magnoliopsida; Malpighiales; Linaceae
Source: the annotation of a GenBank genome assembly